AUGGGCUCUGAAACUCCCUUCGACUAUGCCUUGAGCUCCAACGCCGCAUGGGCAGGCUACAAAAGCCAUCAAAACCCCAAGUUCUUCCCUACCAUGGCCCAAGGUCAAAGUCCUAGUAUCCUCUGGCUCGGCUGCUCCGAUUCCCGUGUCCCCGAAACUACCGUUCUAGGUCUCCAACCUGGCGAUGUCUUCGUGCACCGCAACAUCGCCAAUAUCGUCUCGCCGACCGAUAUCAAUUCCUCCGCCGUCAUCGAAUACGCCGUUGCGCACUUGAAAGUAGCGCAUAUUGUUUUAUGCGGUCAUACUUGCUGCGGUGGUGCCGCUGCUGCUUUGGGAGGCUCAAGGGUUGGUGGAGUUUUGGAUACUUGGCUUGCACCCAUCAAGGCAUUGAGUAAAAUCCACGAGAAAGAAUUAAAAGCCAUCAAAGAAGAUUCCGCACGAGCGGUUCGUCUAGCGGAGUUGAAUGUUGCGAAAGGAGUAGAGAUACUGAUGGGAAAUGUGGUUGUGGAAGAGGCGAUUCGGGAUAGAGGAUUAAAGAUUCAUGGUGUAGUGUAUGAUAUCGCAUGUGGCAAGAUCCGGGAUUUGGGAGUGGGAAAUUGUAAUGAGGAGGAAGAGGAAGAGGAAGAGGAGGAAGUUGCAGGUACAGAUGGAGUUUCGGAGUCCAAGGGAGCAAAGGAGUUGGUGAAGGGUGCGCAUGGAAUGUUAGUUUUUGGAAAGGAGGGCGCGAAACUUAGUACUGCGUAA
Sclerotinia sclerotiorum 1980 UF-70 is the source of this 744-nucleotide messenger RNA. RefSeq lists its product as hypothetical. The record is from RefSeq and is a predicted model, not a curated record. Gene Ontology annotation, cellular component: cytoplasm. Lineage: Eukaryota; Fungi; Ascomycota; Leotiomycetes; Helotiales; Sclerotiniaceae. The transcript is spliced from 3 exons. Gene Ontology annotation, molecular function: zinc ion binding; carbonate dehydratase activity. Gene Ontology annotation, biological process: cellular response to oxidative stress; carbon utilization; cellular response to carbon dioxide. The coding region runs from base 1 to 744 and encodes 247 amino acids.